Messenger RNA from Penicillium malachiteum, 267 nucleotides. RefSeq lists its product as uncharacterized. NCBI's taxonomy places the organism in Eukaryota, Fungi, Ascomycota, Eurotiomycetes, Eurotiales, Aspergillaceae. The transcript is spliced from 2 exons. Bases 1 to 267 code for a protein of 88 amino acids. The record is from RefSeq and is a predicted model, not a curated record.
AUGAAGGCCCAAACCAUCGCUGCAACAUUGUUCUCCAUCUUUGUCGCUGCCUCCGCAGCCCCAGCCACCGGCACCAAGACCGUUGAGCUGAGCGGAAGCCAGCUGAACAGCGCUCUUCAGAAGCACGGCAAGGCCGCAAGCUUUGAUGUCAACCAGGUCAUCAACUGCACUGUGUCCUACACCCUUGCCCUGAGCACCGGUGGCCCACCAUACACCAUUGACCUGGCCAGCCUGGACCUGUCCAACUGCACCUACUCUGGCGCAUGA